Messenger RNA from Fusarium fujikuroi IMI 58289, 1119 nucleotides. RefSeq lists its product as uncharacterized. The record is from RefSeq and is a predicted model, not a curated record. Bases 1 to 1119 code for a protein of 372 amino acids. Lineage: Eukaryota; Fungi; Ascomycota; Sordariomycetes; Hypocreales; Nectriaceae. The transcript is spliced from 2 exons.
AUGGCGCAGACGCAGCCCCCAACCUUCAUCAACCUCCCACCUCCCACCUCCAGACCAGAGACCCCCUCUGAGAUGCCAGGCACUCCUACAAGCACCACUACCUCGCUUUCCGCCCUAUCCACCACUGCGAUCAAAGAUGGUCAUCGAGGCCACUUCCCACAGGGUCCUCUUAGUCGCGGACACCAACAUAACCCUUCCACCCAAAGCCUCGAGGCUGAACGUGCCGACCGAAUUUCCCGACUCGCUGGUCUCGAGCGAGUUUCAACCCUCCGGGCACCUCCUCAAGCGAACGCCCAAGGAGCAUCAUCUCCCUCGCCUCAAACCACGCCAACCUCUACAACUGGGUUUCCGCCCAACUACCCUGCUACACAGCACCUGACACCUGCAUAUUUCGAUAGCAAUGGCCAGCCUGUCGCCGUGACCAAGAUGAGUACUGUCGGAACGGCCAGCGCAACUGAGAGCCAUGUUGGCGAUGGCGAUGAUACGCGCACAACUGCCGGCGAACACGACGAAGACAUGUUUAGUACCGAUACCAACUACCGUGAAGCUGAGUCAGUCGCAAGCAUGGGUGGCUAUCCCGACGCUAUGGACGAGGAUCUCGAUGGUGUCAAUGCUCGUUCUGUGGCUGGUUAUGACGAUCGCAUGAGCGAUGACGGCUCUGCCUCUCUUGUUGGAUUUGGUGAGGGUGCCGGCAGUACCGUAUCUGGGCCCAUUUAUCAUCGUCGAACGGCCCCCCAAGCUUGGGGUCUUGAAAGAACCAAUUCCGGUCUGAGCGACGCCCGGCGGGAGCGUGACACUCAUAUGGGCGGUGACACGCCUGUGAGUAUGUCUGCCCUUCAGGAGCGCCGGGACGCUCGCAUGAUGGACGGUGUCGCGACUGAUCCGAAUCCAGGACAAGCACCAGAGAACGACUCUUUUGUUGACACAACCUUCCGAGGCCCUGUCUCUGCGUCGCAACCCCAAUCACAAACUGCUGCUGCUCAGGAGGCGGCAGAGCGUAUUGUCCAGAGGUUGGAUAGAGGUGAGACAAGGGCGCCUGCUUCGGGUCUUGUAGGGCCUGGACGGGGUGAUGAGCCUUUGGGCAAGUUCUACUUUGAAGGCGAGAAGCGUGAUGAUUAG